Molecule: messenger RNA, 177 nt
Organism: Protopolystoma xenopodis
Lineage: Eukaryota; Metazoa; Platyhelminthes; Monogenea; Polystomatidea; Polystomatidae
Source: the annotation of a GenBank genome assembly
CCACAGUACUUAAUGAAUUUGGUGUCUAGACCGACUAGAUCCGCUGGCUUGCGCAUCCCAAAUCUGUCUUGCUUUAUCCGAGCGCCUCAAGAUCACACCCAGCCGGCACAUAGUUGUGGCAUCGAUGAUGCGCCUGUCGGAAAGGCAGCAGAAGUUGCGUUUGCCAGAAAAGCUUGA